Prunus persica (peach) is the source of this 1050-nucleotide messenger RNA. Its product is annotated as probable transcription factor At5g61620. The record is from RefSeq and is a predicted model, not a curated record. The transcript is spliced from 6 exons. Gene Ontology annotation, biological process: response to ethylene; response to gibberellin; response to auxin. The coding region runs from base 1 to 1050 and encodes 349 amino acids. Gene Ontology annotation, molecular function: zinc ion binding; DNA binding. NCBI's taxonomy places the organism in Eukaryota, Viridiplantae, Streptophyta, Magnoliopsida, Rosales, Rosaceae.
AUGGUGAAGGAAUCAAUGAGAAAGUGUUCGCAUUGCGGGCACAACGGGCAUAACUCUAGGACGUGCAACAACAAUGGCCAUGGCCAUGGGCAAAAUAAAGGGGUUUGCUUGAAGCUUUUUGGCGUAAACAUUAUGGAGAAAGAAGAUGAUUCGAUGAAGAAGAGUUACAGCAUGGGCAAUCUGCAGGCGGCAGGCAAUGCAGACCACAACAACAACGUUGUUACAAUUGAUCACGAUGCCGGCUAUCUCUCCGACGGCCUCAUUCACAACAAGAAACACAAAGCCGCCCAUGAGAGAAAAAAAGGGAGGCCGUGGACCGAGGAAGAGCACCGGGUGUUUCUAGCUGGUUUGAAGAAGCUUGGGAAAGGAGAUUGGAGAGGAAUAGCAAGAAAUUUUGUCACCACCAGAACCCCAACUCAGGUUGCUAGUCAUGCACAAAAAUAUUUCCUCAGGCAAGCUACAUAUGAUAAGAGAAAACGCAGAUCAAGCCUCUUUGACAUGCAAUUUAAAGAACUCUCUGAUCAGGGUCAUCAAGAUUCUCCAAUUUCACCAACAAGAACAGCUACAGAAACUUCAUCAGAGGGUAGCAGCUCUAAAGUUCUGCCACAGAAGAUUAAUACAGCUAAUAGCUCACCACCUAAGGCAAGCGUUCCGUCUCAGAUUCUAAACCGAUUUCCACAUCUAUGUUUGGAUAGCCCCCCAGCUGCUCCGGUGUCUCCACCUUGUAAUGUUCCAAAUUACCCUGCCGUCUCAUACAUGAUGGGAAUUCCUGAAAAUGUCCCAUACACCCCAAUGAUGCACUUUGCCAGACCAAGCUACCACUAUAUGAUCAAAACACAUGGUAACUUUGCUACUUGUGCACCUGUUAUUUCUCACCCUUCUGGAAUUCCAUCACCAAGGUCUCUUCCAAGCAGUCCAUCUAUGGCCGGCCGUAUCGGUAUGAGCUCACCGGCUGAAAAAGAUGCUCUAGAGCUUAAAAUUGGGCAGCCUCAACCUUCUCAAGGAGCCAAUUUGUCUUCCCCUACUUCUGGUGCCAUCAGAGUGACAUAG